This is a messenger RNA of Ostertagia ostertagi, 627 nucleotides long. Lineage: Eukaryota; Metazoa; Nematoda; Chromadorea; Rhabditida; Trichostrongylidae. The record is from the annotation of a GenBank genome assembly.
AUGGAAGUGAGCAAGGACGGAAGGAGUGUGGCGUGUGGAGAAGGAGGAUCUGCGUCGGCUGCCCUGAUUAAACUUCGUGCUCGCUUCGUUAUAUCAGGCUAUAAAUAUUUUGCCUACGUCAUAGGAUGUUUGCGCUCAUUUACCGGUUUCAAUGCUUCAGGUCGGCCGCGGCCGUGGCCAUCACUCAUCGUAUUCAGUCGUUGCAGUUGCUAUAGCAGAGUCUCUGCCGAUCGUCAUCGCACCGCGCACAGUACUUCCACAGGCCAAUGGGCACCGAUCUGCGACGUCGCCAUGUCGCCGCGCGCCAGCGAUAGCGCAUCGCCGUCUCCGUCCACCACUGAUGAGUGUAUCUCGGACAGAGAGCAUACUUUUCCGAGUACCCGUGAUACUCUUCUACGCCUUCUGGUUUCUCUUUUGGUAUUUUGGUGUUGCGGAAAAACCCAAAACGCCAUCGCUGCCGUGCGUUACGUGAAGCGGCACGGUCAUACGGUAGCGCAGGAAAUAAUCGAGAAUUCACGUGAAUUUGAUGACUUGAUCCACAUGCUUGAUGUGGAGUUCACUCGACCGCCAGCAUUUUUGCUGCUGAACCAGUACGCUCCUGAAUAUGACCUACAACUUCCUCUGUAA